Molecule: messenger RNA, 930 nt
Organism: Aspergillus pseudonomiae
Lineage: Eukaryota; Fungi; Ascomycota; Eurotiomycetes; Eurotiales; Aspergillaceae
Product: SMP-30/gluconolactonase/LRE family protein
Exons: 1
Coding region: 1-930 (309 amino acids)
Source: RefSeq, a predicted model, not a curated record
AUGACUGGCCCAAAGCAGCUCAGUCAUACGACUCUUACCGAUGGCUUCCUCUUUGGAGAGGCGCCUCGAUAUAAAGAUGGCCUCCUCUACAUCAGCGACAUGACCGGCCGUACGAUUCACAGUAUUGACACGCAGUCCGGCGAGAAGAAGGCGCUGUGCACGGUAGAACACCAGCCGAACGGCAUGUGCUUCACGCCGGACGGGGCACUGAUCUGGUCGUCCAUGUUCGACGCCAAGCUGUACCGGCACGACUUCUCGACCGGCAAGGACACGCUGUACGCGGACAUGUCGCGCGUGAUGACGGGCUACUGCGGCGACAUGACGGUGGACAGUACGGGGCGCGUGUACGUGGGCGACACGGGGGCGCGGGUGCUGCACGGUGAGCAGCCGCGUGCCGGUCGACUGUUGGUCGUCGAGACCGACGGGUCCGUGGACGUGGCGGCGGAGAACAUCAUGUUCCCAAAUGCGCUCUUCAUCAGCAACGACGGCGAGACCAUCUACUGUGCCGAGACGUUCGGAUAUGGCCUUCUGCGCUGGGACAUCGGCGCCGCAGGCCGCGUGGCCAAUCGCCAGAAAGUCUGGUCGCCGGCCAUUUUGUCACCCACGGGCCAGACGGGGAACACGGAAUCGCAUGGCAUCGUCGGCAUUGAUGGCGGAUGCAUCGAUGCCAAGGGCGGCAUGUGGCUCAGCCUGCUGGGUCUGGAGAAGUUUGUUCGUGUUGACCAGCAAGGCAACGUCACCCAUGAAAUUAAGGUUGACGGCCAUGCUACCGCCUGCACGCUCGGUGGCCCUGGCGGUAAUACCUUGUAUUUGGUCAUCAAUUGGGUCCCGGAGCAUGAGAAUCUCUUCACGGCUAUGGUCGCUAAAAGAACCAAGUGUACCGUCGGCUAUACCCGGGUUGACGUUGGGAAAGGCACGGCCAGCCAUUAG